AUGUCUACUCGAACCUCAUACGCAACUGCCUCUCUGCCAAUCAGCACCGGCCCCAAAGGGUCCACGGUAUAUCCUCACCACGGGCCGUUUGCUCGCGGCAGCAUCUCCCCUCCAGAAAGCGUUGCUAGCACAUCUGCCACAUCUUCCGGCGGUCCAUCGUACAGUUACAGCAACACGAAUUCCGUCAUUUCCGGAAGUUAUGCGAACAGCGAGCAUGGCUCGACCGCGUCCUCGAGCAACGGCCUUGCCAGCAUUGAUCUCGUAGAGCUCCUGAACGAUCAUCUCUCUGGAGCAUUCGACCCGCUUCCUCUGGACAAGAGCCUCGCCAAGCAAGCCCAGACAUCCGGCGAACUAAACGCCAAGCGCCGCGAACUGCUCGAACUGCAAGCCCUCGCGCAGCGUCGUCUUGCAGCCACAAAGGCCAAUUUCGCCGACGGCAUCAAAGCCGCCAAGGAAGUCCGCCGUGAUCUCGAAUGGACCCAGAAAAAAGUCACAACCCUAAAAGCAAAAACGGAGCGAAAAUACCCCGCUCAAUACCGCACAGCGAGUCAACGAAUUCCUGCACCUGUUGAUUAUUAG
Xylona heveae TC161 is the source of this 579-nucleotide messenger RNA. RefSeq lists its product as hypothetical. Gene Ontology annotation, cellular component: endosome; BLOC-1 complex. The record is from RefSeq and is a predicted model, not a curated record. Gene Ontology annotation, biological process: endosome organization; regulation of protein localization. The transcript has 3 exons. NCBI's taxonomy places the organism in Eukaryota, Fungi, Ascomycota, Xylonomycetes, Xylonales, Xylonaceae. The coding region runs from base 1 to 579 and encodes 192 amino acids.